UCUGGAUACUUUAUUUUAUCUCAAGCUUACACUAUGGAUUACAGGCUGAUCUUGUUUGGGCUCUCAGUUUUUCUCCAAACAACUUCAUUAGACUCUGCGGCUGAUCCUUGUACCAGCUGUCAGUGUUGUGCUUCAGGCACAGACUGCAUCACCACCAGUGGAGUUGUUGAAUGUCUUGACCCCUGUGCCACCUACACUGUGGUGAAUGAUGCAUGGCGUUCAACAGAGAAUACGGAUAAUUCAAUCUUACACUGUGACCGAAACAUUGUCUGGAGUGGUUGGUAUCGCUUUUAUUUGGGUCAGACCAGCGCUCAGAUGCCAGAGAAAUGUGUAGCAGAACGAAGAUGUGGAACUUCUGCUCCUUUGUGGAUAACUGAGCCUCAUCCAGUCCAGCUUAAUGAAAUAGUAACUCGCACUGUGUGUAACGCUUGGUUGGGUUCUUGCUGCUAUUUUACCUCACACACCAUCCAGAUCAAAGUUUGUUAUGGAUACUACGUCUACAAACUUCAACAGCCGUCUGGAUGCGACCUGGCAUAUUGUGCAGAACCUCAACCCUUCAGAGUAUUGACACAAGAUGAGAGCAGCAUCACUCUGAUGUGGAACAAGAUGAACAACAACUUUAGCUUUGUUCUCCAGUUUAAUGGCACAGAGAUAAACAUCAGAGCACCAGAUGGAGAUGGAUCAGUAACUUACACAGUCUCAUCUCUCACUGCUGGAACUAGAUACACAUUCACUCUCUACUAUGUGUUAGAAAACAUCAGAAACAGUGGCAUACAACUGACAGCUGUCACAGCUCCUCAAAAUGCAGAAGGAUUUACAAAGUCAGGACAAAAUAAGACCAGCAUCACCCUGCAGUGGAAUAAAAUCAACAACAAUGUCAGCUUUGUUCUCCAGUUUAACGGCACAGAGACAAACAUCAGAGCACCAGCUGGAAAUGGACCAGUAACUUACACAGUUUCAUCUCUGACUGCUGGAACCAAAUACACUUUCACUCUCUUCUCUGUGUUUGAGGACGUCAGAAGCAGUGGAGUACAACUUGUAGCUUUCGUUGCUAAAGAAACACGUUAUGUCACUAGAAUGAAAGUACAACUUACUUCUCAAGGAAAACUGUCACAAUCAGAGAUGGAAGAGGUUUUAGCAGAGUACCUCAAAGCACAUGGUCUAUCACAGUUUUCCAUGAAAGUUCGCAUCAUUAAACCAUAAGCGAUGAAGAAAGUCAAGGAUGACAUCUUGGAUCAGCCCAGUUACUAUGCAGAAUAUUUACUUCUGUCUGUUCUCUUAAAUUGUAUAUAUUGUUUUCAGCAACAUUUAUUUAUCUUGGACAACUUUUUCUAAGAGAUUGUUUAAAUAAUCUUAUAUCAUUCGUGAAUCUAUUUUUGUCUCACUAUUGGUUCAGGUGUCUGACUUUUUGUUUACCAGAUUCAGUUCAAUUUAUCUUGCUGUAAUGAUUUUCUUAUGCAUAUAUUGUGUUGGAUUGCUAUUGAGCUUAAUAGUGGUAGUAAUUUUUGUGUCUUUGAAGACAAUGUUAAAACUGAAAA
This is a messenger RNA of Xiphophorus maculatus (southern platyfish), 1538 nucleotides long. RefSeq lists its product as uncharacterized. Bases 34 to 1203 code for a protein of 389 amino acids. Lineage: Eukaryota; Metazoa; Chordata; Actinopteri; Cyprinodontiformes; Poeciliidae. Gene Ontology annotation, molecular function: protein binding. The transcript has 8 exons. The record is from RefSeq and is a predicted model, not a curated record.